Messenger RNA from Penicillium manginii, 906 nucleotides. Its product is annotated as SDR family NAD(P)-dependent oxidoreductase. The annotation marks the transcript as partial. Gene Ontology annotation, molecular function: oxidoreductase activity, acting on the CH-OH group of donors, NAD or NADP as acceptor. The record is from RefSeq and is a predicted model, not a curated record. The transcript is spliced from 4 exons. Lineage: Eukaryota; Fungi; Ascomycota; Eurotiomycetes; Eurotiales; Aspergillaceae.
AUUGAAGUUCUGGCCGCGAUCGCUCCGCCAAUUCCAUCGAUUCAGUUUUACCAACUUCAAAGGGUUCAACCCUGGAAACUUCUGAAGUCAAUCGAAAUGACGGAAUCACUCCGUCUGCAGAAUAAGGUUGCCAUUAUAACCGGCGCGUCUUCUGGUCUAGGUCGAGCUAUCGCUAUACGGUACGCCCAAGAAGGUGCCAAAUUAGUCUGUGCCGACUUAACAGCGACAGCACGAUCUCAAGAGGAAGCAACCAUCACGACACAUGCCUUGAUUAUCCAAAAUGGGGGAAGUGCAAUUUUUGUCCGGACCGACGUUAGUGAUGCAACACAAAUGAAGAACCUCAUACAUUCAACAGUUCAGGAGUAUGGAAGACUUGAUAUCCUUGUGAAUAAUGCGGGAAUCAGUGUCGAGGCACGCACUCCAGCUGUUCUACAUCUAACUGAUGAAGCAACAUGGGACUUGACAAUGCGAGUGAAUGCCAAAUCUGUGUUUCUUGGCUGUAAAUAUGCCCUUGCACAGAUGCUAGCUCAGGAGCCGCACUCAUCUGGUGACCGAGGAUGGAUUAUCAAUAUUUCCUCAAUAAUGGGCAUUAUUGCUGGGCCAGAGAACCCCUCAUACUGCGCAUCAAAAGGAGCUGUUAGUCAGCUCACGAGACAAAUUGCCUUGGACUAUGCUCCAAAGAGAAUUUAUUCUAACGCACUCUGCCCUGGAUAUACUCAAACCGCCAUCUUCAAGGAAACUACCAAUAAUUGUACCCCUUGGGACGAUCUCAAUCGGCGACACCCACUGAAGGGUCCGGGAUUCCCUGAUGAUAUUGCGAAAAUGGCUGUUGUCUUGGCAAGUGACGAUGCCAGCUGGAUCACAGGAGUCUGUUUGCCUGUUGAUGGUGGGUAUACCGCCAGAUAA